UUUGCAAAGAGGAAUGGAUAAAUGUAGAGCAGUGGCCAAAAACCCCAUCUGGAGAUACAGUGAUUAACCGAACAUGUCAACAGGGCAGGGUUGGCUAUAAGUCACGCACUUGUGACGGCACAAACUGGCUGCCGGUGUUCUCAUACUGCGUCAACGAAGAGUUGAACCAAGUUUUAGAUGCCGCAGACAAUUUCUUACAGGGACUCGGAGCUACCCAAGACGUUGCUAUGGAUAUAUUUUCAGGACUUAAGAACAGGUCAACAUCUGAUUCUGACUCUGAUGACGAGACGGCCGAUGUUACUGCUUCCAUCAACGUUCUUAAUGUGAUGGCGAGUGCAUCGAAAAAUGUUGUCUUGAAUCAGGACAUCUUUCCCGAUUUUGUUGAAGCAGCAAGCAAUAUGUUGAACAAGACCUGGGGUGGGGUCAACGACACUGUUAUUCACGAUAUGUCAGCAACUUACCUUAAAUCUGUGGAGGGUCUGGUGAAGAAUGUCAAGGUCAACAACAGCAGAGAAGUCAGCGGACUUGACACACAAAACUUAAAGCUCGACAUCUGCUCAAGUACAGACUGCAAUGUGACCGUGUUUGACAUCAGCGUGAAUCUGAACAAGACCAGUGGAAUAAUGAAAACUUUUGCUGUGAAAAAUCUAAUGCAUAAAUUAAAAAACAACUUCCCCAAAACGGCGGCUACCAGCCUUGUACUAUCAGCCACACUAGAGGACAACAAUGAUUCAGUGUUAGAUAUUACGCUGAAGUUCCCCAGGGAGCAGCUGAAUUCCAGUAAACCUUUGUGUGUCUUCUGGAACACCACAAAAAAGGAAUGGUCAAGGGAUGGAUGCACUUUAAAAACUCGUGAUGAUAACCACACAGUCUGCGAGUGCAACCACCUGACUUCAUUCUCUGUCCUCAUGGCCAAAAGUGAUAUAUCGACUGAUAUCCUAGAUAUCAUUACCAAUGUAGGCCUGGGUGUGUCCAUCUGCUCCUUGCUGAUCUUUCUCAUCAUUGAGUCUCUAGUGUGGUCAGCUGUGGUCAAGACCAACCUUUCACAUUUCCGUCACACAGCCAUGGUGAACAUUGCCAUGUUCCUCUUGCUCGCUGACUGCAGUUUCUUGGCUUCCACUUCACCUGAAGAUCUCAGCAGCACAUUGUGCCUAGUUUUGACCGUAUGCAAACACCUGUUUUACUUAGCCAUGUUCAGCUGGAUGCUGUGCAUGAGUGUCAUGCUCGUCCACCAGCUCAUCUUUGUCUUCAGCCCACUGAGAAAAAGAGUCUUCAUGUUCCUCUCCAGCAUUGUAGGUUAUGUUUGUCCAAUCCUAAUAGUGGGUUCUAGCUAUGUGUAUUGCAAAUACACGUACAAGCGCUACUAUGAUCCAAAAACAUGCUGGCUUGUUUUUGACAGACUUUUGGAGGGCUCUGUACAUGCUUUUCUCCUCCCUGUGGGAACUGUUAUUUUGACAAAUCUCUUUUCCAUGGUGGUCGUCAUUCUUACUCUGAUGAAGUCCUCUGCCACUGAUGGCGGAAAGUCAGAUGACAAAGAGACAGCCAAAAGCAUCCUUAAAGUGGUGGUUUUUCUAACGCCAGUCUUUGGAGUAACAUGGAUUAUUGGCUUCUUUCUGCUCAUAUUGGACCAAGGCAAUCCCAUGUUUGUUGUUGCUAACUACAGUUUCACCAUCCUCAAUUCCUUCCAGGGCCUUCUCAUUUUGAUAACAGGCUGUGUUGCAGAGCAGAAGGUUCGAGAGGAACUGUUAAAGCUCAUAAUGGCAAAAUCAAGAGGAAAAAGUGAGAGCAUGAAAAAUUUGACUUCAACUGCGUACACUAAAGACAAAUGAGGACUGAGAUUAUGAAGACGGAAACAGCAACUCACAUUUAUGGCACUCCACUUGUAGCCUAUGAGAGAACACAUCUUAGAGUUUGCUUUGUGUUAGAUUAUAGUUCCUAGAUGGUUACAAAUGUGUACACUGGUGUCCUAAAACCAGGCUAAAUGUUAAGUAAAGCCUAGUAAAUAGAACACUGAGGUUUUCAUCAUAUUUAUGAAUUUGACAGAACUGACCUUUAUCAUUAGUAGUUGUGAGUUAGUAGGUUGUUGUCAUCCUCAGCUAAGGCCAACAGAGAUUUCACAUUAAAUGAAAUCCUCCUGGCAGGGAGUAUGUAUGUGAAUAUGUAACUAUGGUUAAUGUAUACAUUUUCUCCUCUGUUUGUACCACUAAAUUGGAUGUUGUGUAUUCUGUAAACCCAGAUUGUGAGUGCUGACUGUAUAUAGAACAAAAUAGACAUGUUUGGAUUGGUUUGAUAGUUUUGUUUAAAAGGAAAGUGACAUGAACCAUAACCUGUAUACUGUGUCAAACCACUAUAUGUAUCAAAAUUAUAUGUAUAUGGAAUAAUAUGUAAUGAAAUAAAAACAAGGCAUCAAAUGUUUUUUAUUGUUCUUUACACGGCGCAUGAUUUCAAUCCAAACUAUACAUUUUUCAUUUUAACAGAAUUCAUUUAGCAAGCUAAAUAUGAUUCAAUUUAACAUACAAAUAAACCACACUUGGGUCACAUGAAUCAAUUGAUGCUAUCCACCUGCGAAAUGUUAAUUUGGGAGAAUAUAAUUUGUUGAUGUUUGGGCUUACUUUGGUUUUAGCUAUAGUUUUAUUUUCCUGCCAGUCCAGGCUUGAGUAUAGUUUUCAAUUUAAUACUUCAUGAUGAAAGUAAUUAUUUUAAAAGUGAAACCUGCAUUAAUUUGUACCUUGGGGGGUACAGCUUUGAGAAGUCUUAUUUCUAGGCUCAGUCUAAGGAGAAAACUGUAAAAAA
Morone saxatilis (striped sea-bass) is the source of this 2793-nucleotide messenger RNA. RefSeq names its product adhesion G protein-coupled receptor F3b (gene adgrf3b). Gene Ontology annotation, biological process: cell surface receptor signaling pathway; G protein-coupled receptor signaling pathway. Gene Ontology annotation, cellular component: membrane. The coding region runs from base 228 to 1829 and encodes 533 amino acids. Gene Ontology annotation, molecular function: G protein-coupled receptor activity. The transcript has 7 exons. The record is from RefSeq and is a predicted model, not a curated record. NCBI's taxonomy places the organism in Eukaryota, Metazoa, Chordata, Actinopteri, Moronidae.